Triticum dicoccoides is the source of this 1307-nucleotide messenger RNA. RefSeq lists its product as uncharacterized. Bases 61 to 972 code for a protein of 303 amino acids. Lineage: Eukaryota; Viridiplantae; Streptophyta; Magnoliopsida; Poales; Poaceae. The transcript is spliced from 3 exons. The record is from RefSeq and is a predicted model, not a curated record.
AGGCCUCCCCUCCUCGGUUACUUCAUCCACGACAGCCGAGGCAUCUCCUACGAACGUACCAUGGAUUCCCCCGACCGCGUCCCCGCCGGGCGCUUCUCCUUGCAGCUCGACCACAGCUACGGCUUCUCGCUCCUCGGCUGCCGCCAUGGCCUUGUGCUCAUCUCCAACGGUACACGGAAGCAAGUCCUGGUGUGGGACCCCGUCACCGGUGACCAGCACCGCAUCGCCUUUCCCCCAUGGUUCGACGGGAUCAAAAACCAGAUUCAUGGGGGAGUGCUUCGUGCUGCCGGCGAAGCGGACCACUUCCAGGUGGUCCUGGUACAGGCCACCAUAUGGGACAAACAGCAUUUGCAAGUGCUCGCCUGCGUUUAUUCGUCAGAGACCGGCAGAUGGGGCGAUCUUAUCUUAACACCAAUUCCAGCCCCGGCUUACUGUACGGGCUUGUCGCCCGUCUUGGUUGGGAAUUCCUUUUACUGGCGUCUUGCUGGGUGUUUUUGUGCUGUUCUUGAGUUUGAUUUGGAGAGGCAGAGCUUAGCGGUGAUACAAGUGCCGGUUGGUGAGGAGAAUAGCUUCGCUGUUAUGCGAGCCGAGGGUGGUGGGCUAGGUUUACUCUCCGUGUCAGGCCUCACCGCACAAUUAUGGAAGAGGAAUACCGACUGUGAUGGUGUUGCAUCAUGGGGGAUGGGAAGGACCAUUCAACUGGACAAGCUACUUUCUCCUUAUUCAGAUGAGACUGCGCCCCUAUUCAUAUUAGGGUUUGCAGAUGAAAAUAAUGUGGUGUUCCUGACGGGUGGUCAUGGUGUCAUCAUGGUACAGCUUGAGUCAUUGCAAUCCAAGCAACUUUGCAGGAUUGACAACAUUUUUUAUCAACAUCAUCAUGCAUUCGAAAGUGUCUAUGCUGCAGGAAUAGGCAUUGGCCGUGAACAUGAUGGGGCUGAACUUGUGGGCAAUCCACAAGUGAUUGCCUGUUAGCUAUGCUUAUUAUGAUGUGCUGGUUGAGCAGGUACCUAGAUUGCUGAGAUGCAGGAAUUCACUUCGUGGCUGUGGGUUCUUCCAUUUUGUAUGCUUCAUGCGGAGAUCAACCCUCUACGUUGCAUGCAUUGUUCAACUAGCAAAUGGACUUGUAGGAUUAAUCGCUCAAUUUGCUAACUUCCCUCAGUUAUCUAAUUUCCGGACACAGUUAGCCAACUGGCAUGAUGAAGACACAGUGACUUGCUUCGAAUAAUCAGUACCAGUGAUGCAUUUGCUUUAUGCUUUCCAAGCAAGCGGGUCGAAACAAUCUUGCCUGCCUGCCUGGUCUUUGUGUA